UAUCCAGCCGCUGUGCCGAAACAGUAUUCCUGCAAUGGCAAAAUUAGAGCCAUACUCGGGCGACUACUACCUUUGGAAAUAUGUCCCAUCGAUUCCAGCAGCUGUCAUCUUCCUCCUGCUGUUCGUAUGCAUGACAGCCUUCCAUUCCUGGAAAAUAUGGAAGACGCGGGCGCGGUUCUGCAUCCCUUUUGCCAUUGGAGGAUUGUUCGAAAUCAUCGGCUAUAUAGGUCGGAUCGCCUCGCACGGGAAGACUGGACAGCUUGGCCCCUACAUCAUUCAGAGCGUCUUUCUUCUGCUUGGGCCAGUCCUCUUCGCGGCUUCGGUAUACAUGGCCCUCGGACGCCUUAUCCGCAGCAUUCAAGCAGAGAAGUACUCUGUUGUUCGCGUCAACUGGCUCACAAAGAUAUUUGUCGCGAGUGAUGUCCUCACCUUCCUCAUCCAGGGCUCAGGAGCGGGUCUUAUGGCGAGUGCGUCGAGUACGGACAUGGGCAACAAUAUCAUCAUCGCGGGACUUGUGCUUCAAGUGCUCAUGUUUGGACUGUUCAUGGUCACGUCGUUUGAAUUCGAGCGGCGAAUGAGCCGCGCUCCGAGCGGGCAUGUCUUUGAUGCCGACGUGCCGUGGAAGACUCACUUGCAUGUUUUGGAUGCCGUCAGUGCUUUGAUAUUGAUUCGGUCGGUGUUUAGGGUAAUCGAGUACGCUGGGGGUCAGGAUGGGUAUUUGCUUGGUCAUGAGUGGACCAUGUACAUCUUUGACUCGGUGCCAAUGAUCACCGCAAUGGCGUUGUGGGCGGUGUGGCAUCCGAGUGUCCUUCAAACUUCUACCUCGCGUACGCACUCAGAGGCAUUAGAUAUGAGGAUGAGUUGAUUGAAUUGGGUUGGUUGAGGGAAUGUCUCUAUAGAGGAAAUGCUGUUCAUGAAUGAUUUAUUAGAUUAGUGUGCGUGUCUGCAAUUAUUAGCUGUCGAAGAAAUAGACAGGUCAUUUGAGCAAAUGGUAAUCGAGUCGAUUGAUAGUAUUUCUUUGGUAAGCCAUUCAUUUGCGAUCAGGGUGAAUAAAGCCCUUAGGAUUGGGGACAUUGGUCCCCUUGAUUAGGAGCAACAUUGUCGCUGCCACUUUAGAAUCAGGGAUUCAAGAGGCCAUCAUAUUCAUCCCUUGUUGAUCAUGUAAUCAAACCCAUAGCCCUCAUCGCCAGUUAGGUUGCAGGUCUCUCAGUGGCAGCUAAGCAAUGGAAAUGUCCAAGUGGAACUGAGUGGGUCAAAGAAAGAAUGCGACUACUUUAGUACUGUGUGGGGAGAAGCAACAGCAAAGUGGACCAGAU
Molecule: messenger RNA, 1316 nt
Organism: Aspergillus novofumigatus IBT 16806
Lineage: Eukaryota; Fungi; Ascomycota; Eurotiomycetes; Eurotiales; Aspergillaceae
Product: RTA1 domain-containing protein
Exons: 2
Coding region: 35-865 (276 amino acids)
Cellular component (GO): membrane
Source: RefSeq, a predicted model, not a curated record